AUGGUUUGGCUGCUGCUGGCUCUUCACGGCGCAGUCCAGGUCUCUGACUGCGUGCCUGAAAAACCAAAGCGUUCGGCCCUGAACCAGCUGACUCGAUCCCUGCUCAGAAACUACAACAAUGGCGUCCGGCCGGUUUACAACUGGACUACAACGACCACGGUUUCCAUCGACCUGAUUCUGCAGUCAGUCCUGGAUGUGGAUGGAAAAACCCAAACGAUGACGACCAGUAUCUGGUACCGACAGACGUGGACGGAUGAGUUCCUGGUGUGGGAUCCUCACGACUUUGACGGCAUUACAGAAAUCUCGCUCUCAUCCGACGCCAUUUGGGUUCCCGAUGUCAUCGUUACAGAAUUAUGUUGUGUUGUCCGCAGUGUGGACGACGGGAAGUCUCCUCACAUCCCCUACGUCUACGUGGAUUCUUCAGGUCUGGUGAAGAACUACCGUCCCAUGCAGGUGGUCCUGGCCUGCGCCCUGGACAUGUACGCCUUCCCCUUCGACAAACAGAACUGCAGCCUGACCUUCCGCAGCUGGCUCCACUCAGUGACGGAGAUAAACCUGUGGUGGAUGAGAGACGCUGAGGCCAUUGCUCGGGACAAGAGCCAGUUCAUGAACGACGGGGAGUGGGAGCUUCUGUCCAUCCCGUCCCACUACAGGCAGCUCCACUACGGGGACAAGGAGUACGCACACAUCCACUUCCACACCGCUGACGCUGGAACGCCGACGCUGGAACGCCGACGCUGGAACGCCGACGCUGGACCGCCGACGCUGGAACGCCGACGCUGGAACGCCGACGCUGGAACGCCGACGCUGGAACGCCGACGCUGGAACGCCGACGCUCGACCGCCGACGCUGGACCGCCGACGCUGGAACGCCGACGCUCGACCGCCGACGCUGGACCGCCGACGCUGGAACGCCGACGCUCGACCGCCGACGCUGGACCGCCGACGCUGGAACGCCGACGCUGGAACGCCGACGCUGGAACGCCGACGCUGGAACGCCGACGCUCGACCGCCGACGCUGGACCGCCGACGCUGGAACGCCGACGCUGGACCGCCGACGCUGGAACGCCGACGCUGGAACGCCGACGCUGGAACGCCGACGCUGGAACGCCGACGCUGGAACGCCGACGCUGGAACGCCGACGCUGGAACGCCGACGCUGGAACGCCGACGCUGGAACGCCGACGCUGGAACGCCGACGCUGGACCGCCGACGCUGGAACGCCGACGCUGGAACGCCGACGCUGGAACGCCGACGCUGGAACGCCGACGCUGGAACGCCGACGCUGGAACGCCGACGCUGGAACGCCGACGCUGGACCGCCGACGCUGGAACGCCGACGCUGGAACGCCGACGCUGGAACGCCGACGCUGGAACGCCGACGCUGGAACGCCGACGCUGGAACGCCGACGCUGGACCGCCGACGCUGGAACGCCGACGCUGGAACGCCGACGCUGGAACGCCGACGCUGGAACGCCGACGCUCGACCGCCGACGCUGGACCGCCGACGCUGGAACGCCGACGCUGGAACGCCGACGCUGGAACGCCGACGCUGGAACGCCGACGCUGGAACGCCGACGCUGGAACGCCGACGCUGGAACGCCGACGCUGGAACGCCGACGCUGGAACGCCGACGCUGGAACGCCGACGCUGGAACGCCGACGCUGGAACGCCGACGCUGGAACGCCGACGCUGGAACGCCGACGCUGGAACCGCCGACGCUGGACCGCCGACGCUGGAACGCCGACGCUGGAACGCCGACGCUGGAACGCCGACGCUGGAACGCCGACGCUGGAACGCCGACGCUGGAACGCCGACGCUGGAACGCCGACGCUGGAACGCCGACGCUGGAACGCCGACGCUGGAACGCCGACCUGGACGCCGACGCUGGAACGCCGACGCUGGAACGCCGACGCUGGAACGCCGACGCUGGAACGCCGACGCUGGAACGCCGACGCUGGAACGCCGACGCUGGAACGCCGACGCUGGACCGCCGACGCUGGAACGCCGACGCUGGAACGCCGACGCUGGAACGCCGACGCUGGAACGCCGACGCUGGAACGCUGA
Messenger RNA from Knipowitschia caucasica, 2064 nucleotides. NCBI's taxonomy places the organism in Eukaryota, Metazoa, Chordata, Actinopteri, Gobiiformes, Gobiidae. The record is from the annotation of a GenBank genome assembly.